Molecule: messenger RNA, 18273 nt
Organism: Paramuricea clavata
Lineage: Eukaryota; Metazoa; Cnidaria; Anthozoa; Malacalcyonacea; Plexauridae
Source: the annotation of a GenBank genome assembly
GUGCAGCCUAGACCUACUCGGCCGGCUUUGGCAGGUUUGGUAAAUUUUGGGUUAACACUUGGUAAGUAUAACGUCACAAGUGAAAUGAAAGGCAGGAUGCCUCAGAUCGCUAGGUCCCAGUCUUCUCAUGUGAAAAAGCGAUGAAUAUUAAAAAUAGAUGGGCUAGAUCUAGGCUGAUGAGAGUGUAUUAAAUUCCACACCGGACAAGCUGAAAAUUGCUUGACCGCGGUGGGAAUCUCACGAUCAUUAGACGUAAACUUUUAAAAUCUUGAAGCAAUGCGCUUAAUUGGUUGUUUCAACCUGUGCACAAAUACCAAUGAAAUUUUGCGAUAGCAUUGUACUUUGUUAAUGUAUGCCAUUUUGUUGGAGUACGACUGCAGUGUCUACUGCAGAUAUAGAUUGAUGUAUCGUUUAAAACGGUUGUUGGUGAAUGUUUAGUUUAUAGAAAGAAAACGUAAGCGAGAAGCUGAAGAGAGAAAGAAAUAUCCUUUAGAAAGGAGGAUAAAGGAAGCAAUAAUUGGUCAAGAGGGCGCUAUUACAAUCGUGUCAUCAGGUGUGUUAAGCAUUGUGCCAAAAUGACCGUAACUGGGAUACAUGCAUUGGGAACAUUUAAAAAUGUUUAAAAGCCUACACCUUGUUCAGGAUCAAGCCCUUUCUUUAAUAGCAAUAUUAUAGAAAGCUGCGGAUUGAGAGGGAUUCAACUACCUGAAAAAAUGAAAAAAAAUGAAAAAAUGAAAAAAAACAUUUCCUGAAAAAAUGAAACUACCUGAAAAAUGAAACUACCUGAAAAAAAUGAAAGUAUGAAACUACCUGAAAAAAUGAAACUACCUGAAAAAAAUGAAAGUAUGAAACUACCUGAAAAAAUGAAACUACCUGAAAAAAUGAAACUACCUGAAAAAAUGAAAUUCCUGAAAAAAAGAAAUUCCUGAAAAAAUGAAACUACCUGAAAAAAUGAAAUUUCCGACGUUUCGAGCGAAGGCCCUUCGUCGGGAAGUUAAGUCACAAACGAAGAGCCUUUGCUCGAAAUGUCGCAGUUUUACUUGUAUUUUUGAGAUGUUGUUACCUACCUAUGAUAUACCCUAGCACAAGGCAGUUCACAUAUUGUAAUGCUAUAUAAUCAGUCACAAUUCAGUGGUUGGAAUGUUUCAUGAUUGUCAUUUCAUUGUUUUGAAAAUCCUACUGUUCUCCAUACCAUCCAGUCACUCGAUCUUUUCACAUAUUUGCGAUGUUAUGCAAAGGGACCAUCUACCACCUCACCACCUUUUGGUAGUCUACAUCGAUUGUUCAUUCUGCCUUGGAACACUGCUGUGCCGUUUGCCAUUUGACGUCAACAAUAUAGUAUCCUCCAAUGUCUAUCAGAUUUGGUCGAGCACAUAUACCGAAUACUCCAUAUAUCCUCAGGCCUGACUGAGGCUACGUCCACACCAAUCCGUUUUCGAAGAGUUUUCAUAUUAUUCUCUGUUCACAAGGGAAUAGAGAACAAUUGUGCAAUUACCUGAAACAAUACGAAAACGGAUUAGCGUAGCCUGAAUGCCACUUUCCCAAAAAAGAGAUGAUCUGUACAUGAAAACGAUUAAGAAAAUCGAGGAAGUUGUUUCUCGACGGUUGUUUAUUUCUCUUUACUUUUCCUCUUGAAUUAUUAAUGAGUUUUUAAUUGUUUAUAUCAAUCUUAGUAGAAGAAAUAAUCCAUUACUCCGUGUUGUCUUCUAAAGAUAUUGCUAGUUGUUUAUAUAAUUAUGUAAUAUUCUGUUGUACUAUAUAGCAAUCCGAAGACGUGAAAAUGGCUGGUAUGAUGAAGAUCAUCCACUCGUAUUCCUUUUCCUUGGUUCCUCUGGAAUAGGUACUGCAUAUUGGCUUAAAUUGUGCUUGACAGGACUUGCUUGAUAGGGCGUGCAUAAUUGUAGUUCAGUCAGCCAUGUUUUCCCACCUAACAGCUUUUGUUUUCUGUGUAGGAAAAACUGAACUUGCGAAACAAGUGGCGAAAUAUCUUCACAAGGACAAUAAGGAGGUAGGUGGAGCACUUCAUCAUGUUACUAGGUAAGUCAUCUGCAUGUGUAAUAUUAAGGAACUGAGUAUCAAAUAAUGCUGAAAACUCGCUGUAUGUAGGGUUAGAGUCGUUGUAGAUUAUGUCAGGGCUAGAGUAUAACUGUAUGAGUAUUGUCUAAAGUGCUAACAGAAAUUUUAAAACUUUUCCGGAGUUAGUUUCAUGGUUGAAGAAUUGGGAAAUGUUUUAAAAAGGAACAUAAUUUGUCGUAGCAUAUAUUGGAAACACGUAAAGGCCUGUUUACACUUUCGCGAUUUCUAUAGGUACGUUUACGUUUCUUCUUCUGAUCGAUAUUAACGAGUGGAUGAAUUAUGAAUGUUCAGAUGAACAUGUACUCAGAAUAUAACUCGCAAGACAGUCUAAACGGGCUUUAAAAUAGCGUAUCGUACAAGGCUCGUAAAAAUGGACAACCUAGGUGCAGAUGUUUUCUUCUCUUUUAUCGACUACGCAGUUUCGUUACUUUCAUUUUAUACUGAACUACAUAUAUCAUAAGCUGAAAAAUUAUUUUAUUUAUUCGCCUUAGUUGAACAAACAAGUCACACAUGCAAAGUGGUCCCUGAAAUCAUUAUAUAUACAUGUUGUUGUAAGAAUUACUAUAAUUUUAUUAUAAUCAUGUAAGUUACUAUAUAGACAAGUUACUUAUUGUACCGAGUAGAUUACAGACAGCAUAGUUAUGAACUUGCUGUAGACGUUCAUAUUUAAUUAUUUAUUGUCACAUUUGUCAGUAGUACUAUCUACUGGCCACUUUUCUGUAUUAGCCAGCCUAUGUCGGAACUUAAUGUGCCUUACGAGAUCACAAAGUCGAUAAAAUGAGCCACGGCCACAAUGUUCACAUGUAUAGAUAGCAUUCUUCCUUGCAUGUGAUCUGAUGUGUUUCUUUAAGUUACUUGGAUCACCAAACGACUUCCAGCAUACAGUACAGCGGAGUGGCUUGUGACCAGUAUGCGUACGCAUGUGUAUUUUCAACACGUAUCGUCGACAGUAGGAUUUUCCACAAUAUUCGCAUACAAAACGAGAUCCGUUUUUUGUUUUAUCUUCAGUAUUGGUUAGAGAAGAACCAGAUGCGUUGCCGGGUUCUUUCGGGUUUUCGUUUUGUUCUUGAGGUUCAGGUUGUGGACUGCUGUUCUUGCUGGUAUCUGAGCCAAGUUCCUCGGCUUUCUUGUCUUCAUCCCUGACUCGGCUUUCUUCACUUUGUGAAUCACAGUUGAUUACUAACUUUUGGAUUAAGUCGUUUCUGGGCGUAUCUUUGCUUCGUUGUGAAAACUGAUCAGUACUGGUACUAUCUCCAUGAUUUUCAGAAUAUUGUUUAAGGUAGUCGUCUUUCAGGCUAAGUACAGUGCCUGCUACAUUCUUCCGUAAUCCUUCUCUCUGAUUACUUUCCUUUACUACCCAGGUUUCUUCUUGUAGAUUUGUGUUGGGUUCUUUACUUGUCAGUUGACGUUCUCCAGUCUGUGUUGAGUGUGGCGCCAGAUACGAUUCUCUGUACCCUCUAUACUCACGAGGCUUGGUCAGAGGCAGGUAGGGUGGCGGCCAAGAGCAAGUACAGCCGAGUGGACGCGUGAUAGCAAUUGGACGGCGGUACCAGCUGAUAUCAUCGUUUGAACGGAAUCCUGCUUUACUAUAUGCCAACUCCAGCCUUUUGCGAUUGUAAAUUUCCGGAUCGUAGCGAGACUUGUGCACACACUCUGUACAAUCCCAUUGUCUCGACCGUUUUGCUUCUAGGGCAUGCGCGUUGAUCGUAUUUGCAGAUUCAGUGUUGUCACUUCGAAGCAACCAGCUGUCUAUGUUAUCUUCUCUUGACCUGUAGCCUGGUAGUAGCGAUGUCUGCUGUUCCACAGGAGUUAUUUCUUGAGUAUUCUGUAGAAUUUUGUGUUUGUUGUCGGCAUCAACACUAUCGAGCUUCAGUCCCUUGUGAUUAUGCGGCUGUUCUUUCAUCAUGCUUUCAUCUAAAUAUAAAUUAUUAUAACUACGGUUAUCCUGCACAAAGUGGUAUAGCCAUUAUUCUUCCAGUUUAUUUUGAAAAUCAGAUUUAUCACAAAUUCACAGCACCACUCUAGACUAGAAUUGCGAUGGCUAGGUUAGGAUUACUGACUGACGAAACAACUCCGUAACUGUAACUGGGAAGAGAUUGCCAUAAUAGACAAUUUUCUGUUCAUAUUUUUGUCCCUGUUGCAUAAUUAUGAGAAUAUUGCUUUUGCAGUAACAGUGAAGCAUUAGCGAGCUUAAGCAAACGACGAUUUUGUCAACACGGACGUCUGAUUGCCAGGGGAGGGGGGGACUGGAUUAUAAACUGUGCCUUGUAUCAGUUUGUGGUAAUCUUCAACACAUAUGACAAAACAUAAGAUUUUUAAAGUUUUUUUCUUUCUUGAAUGCCCAAGCGCUAUAUGAUGCAAAAUGCCGCCAAAAUGAUAAUGAAGGCGUGUACGUACUGGACCUUUAUAGUGAAAAGUUCUCUCGAACUACUAUCAGAUACAAGAUCAAGUGAGUUUAUAUUAAGCUUUACGUACCUUUGAAAUUUUCUUGCUCAUUCUCUCGAUGUACUUCACCAAAUGUGUACAAAAACUCUUCUCCGAUUUCUAUCUCACGAGAAGUAUCGAACGAAAUCUCUCCAUUGUCGUUGAUGAAUGCUUUAAUGUUUGCUUUACUCUCAUCAUUUGAACUGCAGAUGUAUUUGAACCAGUUGAAUUGUGACCCGUAUUGGCAAAUUAGCUGUUCGUCUAUGUAUUCUACCUAUAUAGUGUUGAUAAAAAAUAUAUUGUAGAGACGAGAAAGCGUAUGCAUGCACCACUUUCCCUGGUAUCUAAAUUGAAUUGCAUGCAUUGCUUUCGUCGGAAUCAGGUGGCAAGGAGAAGAAGUUUCACGUAGCAGAACCAUGCUGGCAUCUUGUACGCUGUACUCCUGUUGUUCAUAGCUGGAUUAGCGCUAACCUGGGUUAAAAUUUAACCCGCUGUUUUGGUUCGUGUACAUUUGCACUUCUGUUUAUUUCAAAACUUUGAAAAAUAUAACUUCUAUUGAUGCAAGCAUGAAUUGUGGAACUACUUUUACGUUUCUAAACAGGCUAUUGGGAUGAUUUUCGUUAACCUGGGUUGAAGCUAACCAGCUUUUGAACAACCGGCCCCUGUCGUGCUAUAAUAUUGCAUGCCAGCCUAUAUAUAAUAAUAAGUUGUUUGAAGACGUACAGAAAAUGUCAGUUUCAUACAUGCGUGGUUUCAGAUUAUUACUUGAACAUUUUUAAGAGUCAAUGAAGAAAUUGUCUUUGUUUAAUUUAAAAUAUUUCGCGCUUAGUCUAAGACAUUAAGUGUACGUUAAGAGCAAUGCAAUUCAAACUUCUAUCAUAAAAUUAUAUUAUUUUCCACGAUCAAAAUAUGAGUGGAUGCCUUAUCACAAAUUGUGUAUUUAUUUGUCAUUUAUACAAUUAACAUUAUGGCAUAUUUAAUAUUGAACGUGUACGUAGCAGAAUUGUACAGUAUAAUGCAGGUAAUUGAUGCAUUUUCUAUAUUCAUUUUAUUUUCAAAUCAUAUCAUAUUACCAGUUGAAUCAAUCAUCUCCUUUCCGUUAUGUUGAUGCACAUACAUAGGCUUUAACUGUAUCGUUUAACGACGACAUAUCAAAGAUUUGUUCGUGAAUUUUUAAAAUGUUCUAAAUACUUUGAGUCUCUGUAGCUAUAUUUUUGUUUCAUGAUGAAUUUGUGUUUUUAUCACUUAUUUUUACCUCGACAAAACCGAUCUUCUGAUCUUCCAAACUCUUGCUGUUUUGAGAUUUUAUAAGACGCGGCGGUAGACUUCCAAAAACAACGCCCUUUGGAAUCUUCGAUGCUGCUCGCACACCAAUUUCGAAAAACAUGAUACUCUCAACAACAAUAUAGAUCUAACUACUCUGUUUCUUAGUCUUCUGUUUCAAGAUGGAUGCAGCCUCAGAACGUAGAUUUGCACUGCCACAGUUGUUCGCUUGUGUGCUCUGACUCGAAUGUUGUGCAGGGAUUUUGUUUUAAUGGCUUUUUGGUCAACAAUGCACCUGCCCGAAACAAGUCCUUUUGACUUAUUUAUAUAUGCGAUAACCUUGAUUAUGUUAUAUUCAGCUAAUUAUUCAUUAAUCGUAAGCACUAAAGAUUACGCGGUGCCAUGCUGUUUGAAUGCCUAUACUCCUUCUUUGAACAGCAUUGUUGAGCAAUUAUAUCAGUAAAAUGAGAAUGAAUACAGUUUUGACAUACCUCCAUUUGUUUUUACGCGAAGACUUGGUUCUCCGAGUGAGCUAUUUUAAAAGUCAACAUCUUCAUUUUAAAUAACAUUGAAUAAGAGGUGGCCAUUAUGAAUUCUUUGCGGUCAAACCUAGUAUAAUAAACUCAUUUUUUUUCUUAAUUGACACGUGUUUUUGAUGCAACCGCAUUUGUUUCUUUCGUUCUUGUCCAAGUAAAAUAGACAAUGAUUCGUCUCGCAUAUCGAAGGUCCUCGUAUAUGUUUCCAUCUUAACAAAGAGCAAUAUUGUGUGUACUUGUGUCAUGAUUUCAUAGUGAGAAUCACACGCGUUUAUGUUCGAAAUCGUUAAAAAUUAAUUGAGUCAUGGCUUGUAAUUACGUGCGACGGUUCAUCCAUGCUGUGUGAAUGCUUGACAUGGUCAGGCAUGUACAUAAAUCUUUUAGCAGCUUGUCAUUGUAAGGUCUUCCAAGCAGUGCAUAAUUGAUUUCCUCGGUCAAAGAUAAAAUGGAUUUGGCUUUUUCGCAUUUCGAAGUGCAAAACAUCAAAUCUUGUUUGUCCACAAAAGUGUCGACGCCGAUAAGCCCUGACGCCCUGAGAUUCAAAGAGAAUUAAAAAAUAGCGCUAAGAAAUUCACUCUUUAAUCAAACCUGAUAGCAGAAAAGCUCGUCAUACGUAAAUAAAUAAAUUGGGGAAUACUAUUAUGAACGUGUUUAUGAUUUUAUUGCGGCUAAUAUGAAGUUCUAAUAUACAACGAUAAUAAGGAUUUCUAAAUUUUUUUUUAAUAUACAGUAGUCAAUAUCGUGUAUUUUUCACAGGUACUAAUUCCAGUUAGCAAUACUAUACGUGUUAACAUUACCUCUAGUUAUUGCCCGUAUGCAUGUGCACCGCAAAUGACUAAGGUUUUGAAUUUCCUUAUGAUGGAGUUAACCGAUAUUCAUUGUUGAUCCGUCCUCAUGGCCAAGUUUUAAAAUGAGCUGUGGCAUAUGGAAUGAUGAAAGCUACCUUAGUCUUAGAAUAUCAUGACAAUAACUUCUUGUUCAGUCUGCACGCUUUGUGAUUGGCCGAGACAACUACCUGGAGUAAUCCAUUGCGGAUUUUCCCAGUAGGUGAAGAUAUCUAGCAUUUCACUAAAAUUUCUUCUGCAUGGCCAAUAAAAUAAAAACAAUUUGGUUUUUGGCGAAGAUCCAAAUUGUAGGAAAAGAAUGCGUUUUUCACUUUUGUCUCUGUGAGAUCACAUGUCGGGAUCGUCGAUUUAUUUGUCACUGAAUAGCCCCAAAGAGAAGAUUGUAAUGUAGUAUUCUGUUCACAGAAUUAACUUAAAGACAUGAAAGGAAACGUUUUGAAAGUGUAGUUGAAAUUGAAUUCAAAAAUUUUCAAAAAUUCAUUUGGGUUAUUUUGCUUUGGGCAUCAUGUUAAAGAUUAACUGGUUGUCGUUAAAAGGAAUGCUGACAUAAUUCUAAGGUGGUAAACUUAAGCCCAUCUUGUAUACCCUGAAAGUUUUCUUUUGUGAAACUUGGGUUAUGACAUCCAAACAUUGAAGAAUGUUAUAGCCAGAACUUUAAACUUGGUCUGGAAUUUUCUUCACCGAAUCGCGCUGAGCACAUUAUUUUAUACAGAAAAUUAAUUUUACGUGCAGUUUUCUAUAGCGGUCUUUGCCUUUCCAGUGCGCCUUCUUCGCUGCAAAUCAUAGGCGGCUUUGCGCUAGUAAGUAUAUAUAUAUAGGUCAUUUGCAGCUGCGCCUGCAGGCGGCAGAAUACAUUUUGCAUAACAAUAGAACAAGCGAACGCUUGUGACUUUCUCCUUGCACUCUAUAUUCGAUCCGAUUUCUCAAUUAUAUAACUAUUAUACCUAUAGCGGGAAAACCGGUCAAUCUUGCUUCGCUAAGGCAUGUUUACGUAGCUUUCUAUACCCCUUAGGGGAGAAACCAUGUUUAUUUCAACUGUCCAUACAUACAGCAGACAUAUCCUGUAUGCACUGUUCUAGUAAUGUUUAUUAUUAUAUUUUUAGGGUUUUAUCAGGUUAGAUAUGUCGGAAUUCCAAGAAAAGCACGAGGUAAGACGUGCAGGAUAUCAAUUCAUCACUCGGUAAAUAAUACAGUCAAGCCUCUCGUAAUGUGGUAUAAUGUGCAACAUAUAUAUCCUGGACCUAUACCAAAGCCAAGGUGAACUCAGCUACAAGAGGUGCAUGCAUGCCCUCGCCCGAGAGGCGUCCAUGUUGAGGUUCGGCAGCUACAACAAAAUCUUCCCAUUGUGCCAUAUAGGGCUCACUUUGUAUGGAGGUGAAUUGCCCAGCCAGCCGAGUUACUCAGGAACGGAUGAUCUCGGGUGUUGUAGAAAUCAAUAGUUUUUCCGGGUGAUUGUUUACGUAUAAUCGUAUAACGUACAAUCUGGUAACUCGCCUUGCUGAGGUUCCAUUGAGAGAGUCGAGGUCUCUCCUAUGGGACAUGAAUAAUUUUUCCCAUGUACUACUUUCCCAGCAUGCAUGGGUAACUUGGCAAAGCGAGAUAGAGUGCACAUACCUUGAUUUGAAAUAUACUGGUUCGACUAUAUCUUUUCUCAAUCAUCCGCUUAUAAAUCGGGCUAAUUGUAAUACAGGAAAACGUCAUUAUUUUCCAAGUAUAUAAUUUUGCUGAAUAAUAUUGUAAAAGAAAAAAAUGCAGUCUAAACGGCCGCAAUAAUUUUGUUAAGCUAGACGAUUUUAUCAACAACUUUUAAUCACCCUUUGGGGUUUUUAUACCUAAGUGACCAAAUUCAAUACAUCCAUCAUGUAAACAACAUGCAGCCCCUAAAGAGAAAAAUCAAUUACGAUCACGCUCACAAAAUCUGCCGCGUGAGUCCACUCAGGGCCGUAGCUAUAGGGGGCUGUGACACCCCCCUGAAAACGUCUUUUCGGCAAAAUAACGGUUUUAUCGGCAAAUCGUUUCCGUAUAAGCAGCGAAAAUAUUGGAGUGCAUGGUUCGGAUGAAAAAGUAAUAUUAUUAGGAAAAAUUUGGCUAAAUUCACAAAAAUUACGCAAAAAGUUAACAAAUUUAGAUAUAAGUUCUUUGUAUGAUUGCAUGGCGAUAAAAUAUAUAAUAGUUUUGUUUGUGGAAUAAAUUUACGUGGUGUUUCCACAAACAAAACUAUUAUAAAUUUAUAUAUGUCCGGAAAAUUUUUGGUAUGUUCGGAAAAAUUUUGGUGUAUACGGAAAAAAAAUUUUGCGAUCUCCUUUGGGGAAAAAUAUUAAUUAGCAAAUUAAUGUCUGCAAAUUUGAUACUAUACCCCCUCCCCCCCUUCUUCCACUAUUACAUUAAGGAUGAGCUGUGAAAUAAUAGUCCUGAUAUAGCUUUCACAUUAAGUCCAACUGUAUUCAUUUUUGUAAAUGUCAGGUAGCGAAGAUGAUCGGUUCACCUCCUGGGUACAUAGGACAUGAACAAGGAGGUCAGCUGACAAAAGCUCUACGGGAAUGUCCUAAUGCUGUUGUUCUCUUUGAUGAGGUAUUAAACUUUGAAAUACUUAUAGUUUGAUCACAUGAAUGUAUGUUAUCCGACUAUACGCCAAACAACCGAACGAUAAACCAACAGAGCGACUGACUGAUUUAAUCGAUUGACUGGCUGAUUGUCUGGCUGAACGAUUGAUGACUGCCUGACUGAUUGAUUGUUUUAUUGCCGAUAUUUAGGUUGAUAAGGCUCAUCCUGACGUGCUCACGAUUAUGCUACAAUUAUUUGACGAGGUUUGCUUCUGUAACUCUAUACUAUAAUUGUUAGGAGCUAAAUUCUAAACGUUGUGUGAAAGCAUCCUUGGUGUUAGCAUGGAUUAUUAUAAUAGACUAUUAUGGUCUAUUAAUAUUCAUUGGUGUUUAUAUAUAGUUAGCUUCUAAUUGUUUACCUAUACCGGGUGGCCCAAAAAAAAGUACUCCUGUUUGAUUCGUAAUAACAUCUAAACAAGUAUAGCUUUUAAAGAGAAAUAACUUGCAUCAAAUAGAGGAAGGACUAACUUAGACUUUGAUAUAUUACAGUUGUAUUUCACUUAAAAAUUCACGGAGAUAUUAAUCUUUAAAUUGGGGAGGAUAUUUCUGGAUGUGUCUGAAAUAUGCAAAAAUCGGCGUAUCAAAUAUUAAUCAAGAUUUGCCCGACUGAAACAUGCACUAUUACCAGUAAAUAAAUGACACUUGACAAAUUGCUUAUUAUGAAACAAAGUAUUAUUAUAUCUACAAAAUACAAGCAAGAUUCAUUCGUCCGAAAUUCGCGUGUGUUCCUAGCACGAAUACGUUUCCUUAUUUCAUGAGACCACUGCAUCGCGAAGGAUCGUCAUUGGAUCGUUCGUAGUUCUGAAUUAGGGCAUGCUGUCACAACGGAAUUGUGAAGCUCUUCUAACUUCUGCAACGUUCUGAAAUCUUGUUAAGAACACCCAAACUCUUUUGCCGUUUCUUAAUCUUGGCAAGUUCAUGGAGUAAACUGAGAAUUAUAUGAAACACAAUCAAACCAUACAACUCCAUAAGACAUAACAAUUAAGCAACUCCCCAGAGACAUGCAACAUUUUUGGAACAAAACGUAACAAAAUAGUAGCGUUGAUACGGUGAUGUGUAUUUGCAAAAAGCAAUACCAAUAGUAGCGUUGAUACGGUGAUGUGUAUUUGCAAAAAGCAAUAUUAUUUCCUUCAAUAAAGAAUAUUCAUCCUGCUCUAGCCGAGAAAUAAUCUACUCAGUCUGUUUGAACCCAUUAAAAACAUAAAAAAAUUAGGCUAUUUAAGAAUACGAAAAAUUUAAGCGCCUGCCUUCCAUGGUCAGUCUUUCAUGUACAUUUAAGUUUGCAAAGAUCUAAUAUUAAAUACUUGCAUAAUUUGGAACGUUCAUAUUUCAGGAAACAAUGAGCUAAGACUUACAUGUAAGAUGUCUAAAUCUACGCCAUAUCCCUUACAAACCUUAACGAUAAUUCGCUGAAAUACAAGUUAGCCUAAUAUGUCAUUAAGCAAACAAACGCUGGAGUUAAUAUUGAUAUGCCGAUUUUCGCUAAUUUUAGACACAUUCCAAAAUAUGCUCCCCAUUUUUAACAUUAAUAUCUCCGUGAAUUUUUAAGUUAAAUACAACUGUAAUAUAUCAAAAUCUAAGUUAGUCCUUCCUCUAUUUAAUGCAAGUUAUUUCUCUUUAAAAACUUUACUUGUUUAGAAGUUAUUACGAAUCAAACAGGAGUACCUUUUUUUGGGCCACCCGGUAGAAUUUCUUAUUUUUGCAAACUCUACUGACUCUUCUUUCUGCGACUAAAUAGGUAGACGGAAACCGAUAUAUUAUUUCUAUAGAGGUUUAUAUACCCCAUCUAUCACAUAUAUUCUCUCUUUCCAUGCAGUAAAAAUGUAACCUGUCCUUUGAUUUCUUUCGUAUAGGGACGGCUGACUGAUGGCCAAGGUGAAACGAUCCAGUGCAAGGAUGCUAUUUUCGUGAUGACCUCAAAUCUAGCAAGCAAUGAAAUCGCUAAACAUGGUUUAAAACUUCGGAAAGAAGCCCGCAAAGUGAUCGAGGAACGAGAAGCAAAAACUGCAGGUAACGUGAUUAUAAAUAAACCCUUAUAUGCGAAGUUUCGCUCAUACAAUGAAUUAUUUUAGUAAGUAACUAUUUCAAAGAGAAACUUGGCAACUUUUAAAUGGAAAAUGAGGGAGAUUAUACAAUUACUCUUAUGGUUUCCGUGUUUGGAUGGCCUGAUCCAAACACGCGGGAAUGUUGCGAGAGUUAAGAAAAGCGCGCGAACGAGCCGAAAUUUAUUUAGUAGUUGUUUUAUAAAAUAACAACUUUCCGUGUUAAAAUUUCACUUUAAAAAAACUUCCACUUUAAAUUUCCGUGUUUGGAUGGCCUUAUCCAAACACGGGUUUCGACCAAUCAGAGCACGAAUUAUAUUAUGUUAUUUUAUAAUUAUAAAUGAUGGACGGAUGGAACAUUGGAAUUUUUGAGACCGUUUUCGAGUUUUCAAUGGUGAACAUGCAGCUCCGUAUCACUUACCUCAUCUAGUAACAGUUGUGUACGAUGCACGCAGACUUAUUUUUCAGAGGUUUUGGGUAUUUUGAAUAUAAAUUUAUCAAACAACGUGUUAAUAUGGUAGAUUUUGUCGGAGAAUGAGUGUCCGGUAUUAAACUGCACAUUUCUUGUUACAUUGUAGAUGGGAAAUCUGAGAUUGAGUUGUCUUCCGAACAUAUCGAAAUUUCAAGAAAAUUCAAAGAGGAAGUUGUCCAACCAAUUCUAAAGGUAUUAAAAUAAUCAGAACAUGCAACCUUCAGAAAAACACCUGAAUGUGCAUGGAGAACAUUCACUGUAAGAAUAAUUAAGAUUCUGAACAAUUUAUCCAUUGGAUCGUGGAUCAAUUAUUUACUUCUACAUGCAAACGUGAAAUCAAAGCUACAUGGCCUCCAGACCCACUUGCUCUAGCCUGGAGUGUUGUUGCCCAUAUUGUAACUUUGUCCGGCUCCCGAUGUGAAAUUUCUUCUUGACAUUUUCAAAUACUGCAUUUUAUUUAUAUAUAUUAGCUAUGUAUUAUACAGUCAAAAUUCCCACUUCCUCUAUAUAAUCUGCUGUCAUUUCGCUGCUGUAUUUUGUUCUGUAUUACUGCAUAGCGGUUGCUGAAUUAUGGAGAAAUACAGCGAUAUAAUUUAGUUUUCUUUACUUUUGUAUAUAAUUUACAAUAAUGGUAACAAAGGAUGCAUUUUUCGUUAGAUUCAUUGCAUGUUAACAUAAAAGUUGCAAAAUAUAACAUUUAUUGCCGUAUUUUCCUAUGAUAUGAUAACCGCCACAGCAAUACAGAACAAGAUACAGUAAAUGACAACAUACUAUAUACAUGUGGAAGUGGAAAUUUUCUUGUAUUUUGACUGUAAAACUGAUUUUGUACUAUCCUUUCUAGUUUCAUUUUAAAAGAGACGAAUUUCUUGGACGUAUCAAUGAGAUCGUCUAUUUUCUUCCAUUUUCUCAAAGCGAGUUAUUGAAACUUGUUGAAAAGGAAAUGCAGUACUGGAGCAAAAGGGUAAAAGUGAUAUCAUUUGUGUAAUACUAUAAAUGAUGGUAAUGUAAACGUUUAAGAAAACGUCGGAUUGAUAGGAAUGCGACCAGGGCCGUAGCGAAGAGGCUAAGGUGGUGGUGGUGGGGGUUACCGUAAUUUGUUAAAGACCAUGUCAAGUCCGUAAUGUAAACAAACGCUUUGUUUACAUAUUGAACUCAGUGCUACAGUUGUAAAAUAAGAUUAGAUAUAUAUUAUACAGAAUUUUUAACACUUUUCUGGUUCGCUAUGCUUCUAAAUGAAUAGAGACUAGAGAUUCAAUUCAAGAAAGUUCAAAAGUUACGAAAUAUUAAUAACAUUCCAACGGUCGGGUCCCGACCAUUGGAAUGUAAGCCUGCGCAGAACGUAUGCGCAGAACGGACUUUACAUGGUCUUUAAAUUUUUCGGUAACAUUUUCGUAAAUUUAUCAUCAUUUUUGCUAUAACUAUUACUUUGUAGUCAGAGCCACUCAAAUAUUUUCGCUGAUUACGAAAACAAUUUGCCGAUAAAUCCUUUAUUUUGCCGACAAGAUGUCGACGGCCCUGGAUGCAACUACCUGGAAAAUAUACAUGGAGAACGUCGAAUUUCCGAGCUUCCCGACGAAUUGGGCCUUCGCUCGAAACGUUCAAGUUUUCUUUGUAUUUUUCUGGUAGUUGUAUCCCUAUCAGUCCCAAGUGUUCUUAUCAUUGGCACUAUCCACACUGGCACAAACCGUUCAAGAUUGUAAACAUUUAGUUAAUAAUCUAGUAUAAGUUUGCACGCUUGGCAUGUGAUGAGUGAAGAUUGUUGUUCUCAAGCUUUAUUACUCAAAAAGUUUAGUCCCGCUCGGGGACUCAGGAGUAUUUUUUGGGUAAGUGAUUUGUUACAAUCCACUUGUAUUGUAGAACUCGGGUAUAGUUUUGCAAAUGUUCUGCAUGUUUGAGAUAUUAAUUGUUAUUUUUGGUCAAAUUUUUUACCCUUUUUAGCCAUUCCGAAGUUGAUGAAUGGACUGGGGACGAGUGCUAAAAAGUACCCAAAUUAAGAAAUGAACCAAAUCACCGAAACGACCACCUCAAAAUUAGUAAGUAUACAAAGUUUGAAGACGUUUACAUGAAUACCCUUCGAAUAAUAAUCUUUCGGAAAUUGUGAAAUUACUGAUUAAGGUUACAGGACACCUUUUUUGGCGUUUUGCGGAAAAUCGCUACUGCGCGCUCAAUAUCAGUCCGAUUUUCAUCAAAUUUUCACCAAAUGUUCUCCAGUGCAUGCAAAAUAUGGUAAAGUUGUAAAAUUAACAAACAAUAAAAUAAUGUAAGAAUUAUUCAGGAAAAUCUUAAAUCGCGGUACCGUUACGCUUUUGAGUUAUGUUCCUGCUGGUUUUAAGUUAUAUUUAUGAAAAUAUAAUUUUUAUACAGUAAAAUAGUUGUUCUAAAAAAUCGUGUUCGGAAAUUUUUGUUUAUUUCGUCAUUCCGCUGAUAUGGCGAUUUCUUUGACGACUGCAAUAUAUUUCUGAAUUGUUUUAGUAAAUUGCUCUUUAUUUUUAAAAUAUUCAAAAUUAAAGAAAGGCCGAACACGAUUUUGAAACUGACGUCUUUAGCUAUGCCCUGUGAAAAUUUGAGAAAAAUUGGUUAAAACCCGCGGGAGCAUAACUCGUUUGAAAAUCAGUAAUUACCGUAAAAUUUUUCGGGAGAAAAUUGAAUUUGAAUAUUACAUUUUCAAUGUUUUUCUUAUUGCAGCGAAAUGUAUUUUAUUAAAUAACUCUGCGAGUUUUCAACAUUUUCCGUUCAAACUUGGUCAGAUAGUAGAACUAGUCUAAUGCUUUCAUGGAAACCAAUAAAAAAAUUUUAGGCAAAAUUAACACUCAAAGGUGUUCUGUAACCUUAAAAGACUGUUUUGGGGACGCGCGUCCCCCCAACAAAAAUUACAGUACAUUUCACAGUAAAUAUCGAAAGCUUAUUAUUCGAAGGGUAUUCAUGUAAACGUCUUCAAACUUUGUAUACUUACUAAUUUUGAGGUGGUCUUUUUAAUGAUUUGGUUCAUUUCUUAAUUUGGGCACUUUUAGCACUCGUUCCCAGUCCUGUUAUCAACUUCGGAAUGGCUAAUUACAUUGCGCUUGUCGUGGACGUCUUCAAGACUGUAGGGAGCUUAAGCAUGCAAGACGGCAACACGAGGACGACGGCCAAAACAAAUUCCUUCAAAUAAAUUAUAGUAAAGAAAACUUGUCGUAUAUUAUAAUUCGUAUGAAUUUAUUACAGUAUAAGAAGCUGAAAACAUUGACUUUAUGUUCGUGAAGAGCUAUAUUGACCGAAUUUUAAGUUGCACUUGUUACGCCUUGAAAUGCAGGCGUUGUAUAAAAGACGUGAAAAUCUGUGAUUUGCCGUUGUAAACAGAGCGACGACCACGUCUGAAACUCCCCUGGGACUUUAAUUAUUUAUUCACUUUUCACUGACUCAUUGUAUUGGUUGCCGUCGUCGUCGUGUUGCCGUCCUACUUAAGCUCCCUUGUGCUUUCACGACGUCGCCUUUGCAAGGAACAAAUUUGUGUAAAAGAUGCAGUAUAAACUGUUCGCCAUAUUAAUUUCAGCUGUUGGUUUAUUGAGGAGCUGCAAAAGUGAACGGAAAUUUUUCGAUUUAUAUUUCAGGCAUUACAGCGUCAUGACAUUCACUUGAGCUGGGAUAAGGAAGUUUUGGCUUGCAUGACUGAUGGUUACGAUGUUCACUAUGGAGCAAGAUCACUAAAAUACGAGGUAAGAUACCGCGAUGAUUGCUGGGCCUAAAUUCACACAUCAUGCCGAGACAUUUAUCCAGGCGGCCGUCCAACCGUCCUAUGGAUGGCCACUUUUUUAGACAGCUAAUUCUGAAUAAAUGGCCAUGAACGGACUGAGAAACAGCAACUCGCAAGCUUUGCAAUAUUUCUUGAAUACCUUAAAUACGUUUGUCACUUAUGUCGACACUGAAUGAUGAGUAUAUGACAAUUGAUUUCAAGUGCUAUGAUAUGCCACCCCCACGGUAUUUUUGGCGACCAUGCAGCUUUGACACUCUGGCUAAAAGCCUGACAGCAUGCACAUUUAUACAUUUUUUAGGGUUUUUCGUAACUGAAAAUAUAUAGCUGAAUAACAUGAAUCUACAAAACUCGUAUAUAGCAUCUCCCUCCUCCCCUAGCUCUUUCACACUUUUUAACCUUCUCAAACUGUAUAUAAUUCAUCCAAUGCAUUGUUGAUAGAAGGCAUGAUUUUACAUACAAUUACAAAAUUAUUUCAAUUCGUUUGUUUGGCGCCCUUGAUUACGUGGGGUGUGGGGGGGGGGGGGGGGGGGGGGGGGGGGGGUGCAAACAACUUUUAAUACAUGCAGUUGUAUAUUUGUGAAAGAAGCACUCUGUUAAUAAAUAAUUAACAAUUUGAGUAGCAUGUUAUUUAUAAUUUAAAGCUUAUAAAGAUGCUUAAAACAAAUAUAAGUAAAGUUAUUAGGUAGGUGUACAUGAUAAAGAAAAUAUCAUCAGUGAUAUAUAGCGUGGUUUUUCUAAAACUUCUAGAGAAAAGGAAUGAAUGCUUUCAUCAUACUAGACAGCAUUUAUUAAUGCCUCGCGGAUGCACCGUUUAGAUAACACGACUAUUUCACAAUCUAUUUUCAGGUUGAAAGAAAAAUAGUGAAUCAGAUAGCGGCAGCACAUGAACAGGACAUGAUAUGCAGUGGGGAUGCAUUGCAUGUGACUGUCAAAUACGAUCAUAACGAAGAUCGAACUGUAGUAUCACCAAAGAUAGUUCUUGAAGUUAUUGAAAAUGAUAAAGAAAAGAGAAGGAUUGAAGUGGGUGAUUAUUAUUCACCAGAACAUACUGCACUUUUUUGAUCAGAACAUGUGAGGUGGGGAUGGUUAUACAAUAUGGAAUGUACUUAUAUACAUCCUAGCUCCCGGGCACUGCCAGGAUUCUACACAAGGCUGGGAAUAAUCCUCACAGAGUAGCUGCUCCACGUUAGCCAGCGAAUACGGCCGCCUGAUUCCAUAUCCUUUUUGCGCUAGUGAAGAGACAGACCAGGGUCAUGACGAUGUCAUUGUGAACCAUGUUGUUAAAUCUUGCAAUAAAUCCUUGAAUGAUGGGAAUUUAAUGAGUUUGAUGUUGGAUCAGGUUCGACUUCAUUCAAAAUUUUCAUCCAACAUUGAUGGACCAACAAUGAUUGUAAAGGGGCUUCACACUAUUUUUAAAUAUUAAAAUCUUUACGGACUGCAGAGAUACAGGAAAUUGACACCGAUGUCCAUUUUCAAUAUUUAUUCUGAUAAAUAUACGUGUAGCUUUACAUAAACAGAACAAAACAGCCAAAGAGUAUUUUUGAAUACAGAAAUUGAGAUAUCUACUUGAACAAUUGUUUCUACUACUGCACGGUUAAAGACUGGAACGUUCGUGGAGUAUGAUUAUUCGAAGCCAAAAUUUGUACUUUUGAAGGCUGAUUAUACAUGAGGAUUUUUCAGCUCCGGUGGUUUCUUAAUGUUUUGACAAGAAACAAAUUAUCUUUCCACAUUUCCAUACAUAUAAACAACCGGGCUUAAAAGUAUCCAAUGCAAUUAGCCUCUUAUUAACGGAAGAUUGUUUCGUGAUAGUCGUGCAUUGUGGUAACGAUCGAAUGAUGUUUCAUAAAAUUCAUUAUUAGUCAUUUUAAGAUAAAGUUUACAGAGCUUCAAUUGCCGUGGGAGGACUGAAGAUGAUAAUUCUUAAUUGGCUUCGAAUAUCUUUUUCGAGGUUGUGUUCCAGGUCAUUUUGAGUUCAAUUAUAUCUUAGUUUUGGUAAUAUUAGAAUGCAUUAACGGUUAUAUUUCCCAUCUUGGUUGACAGUUAAAGAUAACUAAACAUCAAAUAAUAUGAUGGUAAAUAUUGUAGGUAAUGUAGUGUAUUUAUCAAGCCUUUAGUAAUGCGUGUACAACAGCUUUCGCAUUCAAAUUUCUUAGAUCAGUAUAGGUUUGGCCAGUUCCAACAAAUACAAUUGGCUGUCCUGUUGUGUAUGUCAUAGAUAUAGCGGCACCAACCUAAAACAACAAAGUGAACAAAGAGGUUGUAGUGAAGGAUCAAACCUU